CAUGGCAGUGUGAGCAAGAUCGACUGGCCUCUGCUGGCUCAGCAGGCCGAGAUCGUUGGUUACCCUGUGCUCAACCUCGUGGAGCAGAUGACGACAUGGGUACCUCCUGAGGCUUCUGGCUACAUCCACUGGGGCGCCACCACACAGGACAUCAUGGACCUUGCUUCAACAUUGCAGAUGAAGGCAGGCCUCGAGAUUGUGGAAAGACUGCUCGUUCAGCUCGAGACCACGCUUCGCAAAAUGUCACACGCCUACAGAGACGUACCCAUGGCUGGACGUACCCAUCUCCAGCACGCCCUACCCAUCACAUUCGGCUACAAGUGCGCAGUAUGGUUGUCCAGUAUCCGUCGUCACGUUUUGCGUAUCCACCAACUACAAGAGUCAAGCUUGAUGGUCCAGUUCGGCGGCGCUGCUGGCACACUAGCCUCGCUAGGCACGACUGACGCCGGCAUUCGUGUACGGAAGCGCCUGGGGGAGGUCCUGGGGCUGACUGAUCCAGUCAUCACAUGGCACGUCGCCCGCGACACAGUGGCAGAGAUCAUCAACUUCCUGGCUCUCGUGGGAGGAAGCCUUGGCAAGAUCGCGCUGGACCUGAUAAUAAUGUCAUCCAACGAGCUGAACGAGGUCGCCGAGCCAUACGUCCCCCAUCGAGGAGCGUCGUCCACAAUGCCGCAGAAGCGCAACCCGAUCUCGAGCGAGGUCAUUCUCGCGCACUCCAAGAUCCUGCGUGCACAAGCUGGCCUCGUGCUCGACGGCAUGGUCUCAGACUUUGAGCGAGCUUCAGGACCGUGGCAUCUGGAAUGGGCUGCGAUUCCUACGGCAUUCAUCUCAGUGGUUGGGUCUCUAUUCCAAGCUGAUUUUGCGCUUGCGGGGCUGGUUGUGAACCAGAGCGCGAUGCGCGAGAACCUCCUAUCUACACGCGGGCUUAUUGUGUCUGAGGCGGUCAUGAUGGCGCUGGCAGUACAUAUUGGUCGUGUUCGGGCUCAUGACGUUGUUUAUGCGGCUUGUACCAAGACGAUUGACACGCCUGGGACACAUCUUUUGGAUAUGCUCAAGGAAUCCGAGGUUGUUACGAGCCAUCUGGGACAAGAGGAGCUUUCGCGCCUGUGUGACCCGGAGCAGUACAUGGGCUGCUGCCAACACAUGGUUGAUGAUAUGCUCAGGUUGUAUCCGGAGACGGCUCCCAACGGCAUCUCAGCGCCGGCGAAGAAGAUGAACAGCGCGCUGAAAAGGGAGACAAAUGGUUACACAAAUGGAGACACGGAUGGGUUGUCCAACGGUUAUACUAACGGCCAGGUCAAUGGCGUCCAUUGAGGCAGUAUCGCCUAAGUGAUAAAUAGUAUCGGCUUGUGUAACUGCGUGGUAAUAACUAAAGUUCUUACACCCCGGCUCAUUUUCGAAAUCUGCCUUUCCAUGGGCCCAGCUUGCAGAUAUGUGGCAUUUGUGAGCUGACUGAAACGUAUGGGG
Microdochium trichocladiopsis is the source of this 1467-nucleotide messenger RNA. Its product is annotated as L-Aspartase-like protein. The coding region runs from base 88 to 1314 and encodes 408 amino acids. The record is from RefSeq and is a predicted model, not a curated record. Lineage: Eukaryota; Fungi; Ascomycota; Sordariomycetes; Xylariales; Microdochiaceae. The transcript has 2 exons. Gene Ontology annotation, molecular function: catalytic activity.